Trypanosoma grayi is the source of this 2091-nucleotide messenger RNA. Its product is annotated as RNA helicase. Gene Ontology annotation, molecular function: RNA binding; ATP binding. The transcript has a single exon. The coding region runs from base 1 to 2091 and encodes 696 amino acids. Lineage: Eukaryota; Euglenozoa; Kinetoplastea; Trypanosomatida; Trypanosomatidae. The record is from RefSeq and is a predicted model, not a curated record. Gene Ontology annotation, cellular component: intracellular anatomical structure; nucleolus. Gene Ontology annotation, biological process: positive regulation of transcription by RNA polymerase I.
AUGCCGAGUUGCCAGCCGGCUCCCAUGCAGCUGCCGGUGGCAGAGGCGCGCGAGGCCAUUGUGCGCAUGAUCCGGCGCCACAAUACCGUCAUCAUUGUUGGCGAGACAGGCUCUGGCAAAACGACGCAGAUACCGCAGUACGUGUGGGAUGACAUUGUGUCAAGAGAGCCACCUGGGCGGGGUGGCAUCGUGGGCUGCACGCAGCCUCGACGUGUGGCGGCCGUCAGCAUCGCCCGCCAUGUGGCGGCGCAACGCGGGGGCCGUGUGGGUGGCGAAGUAGCGUACGCCGUGCGCUUUGACGACACAUGCGGCCCACAGACUCGAGUGAAGUACAUGACAGACGGUAUACUACUACGCGAAAUCCAAGCCGAUCCAGACCUAACACGUUACCGCUGUUUGAUUCUCGACGAGGCUCACGAGCGGACGCUGCAUGGCGAUGUACUCUUUGGUUUUUUGAAGGACAUUGCCCGGCGAAGGAAAGGGACGCUGAGCAUUGUCGUAAUGUCCGCCACCCUUAACGCGGAACAUUUCUCCAAAUUCUGGUGGAAUGCUCCAAUUGGGGUUGUACACGGCCGCACAUACCCUGUCACUAUUUACCACACGGUGGAGCCACAGGCCGACUACGUUGAGGCUGCCGUGAGCGCCCUUCUGCAGAUUCAUGAGAAGGAGGAGCCGGGAGAUGUGCUGUGCUUUCUUACUGGUCAGGAAGAGAUUGAGGACGCAAAGCGUAUUCUUGAGCAACGGAUAAAGCUGCUGCCGAAUCACGUGCGAGACUUUCUCGUCCUGACGCUUUACUCUGCCAUGCCAUACGAGCAGCAGCUUGCGGUGUUCGAGCCCACUCCGUCUGGAAAGCGCAAAAUCAUUCUCGCAACUAACAUUGCAGAGACGUCUAUCACGGUCGAGGGUAUCAAGUAUGUGGUGGACAGCGGUGUGGUCAAGGCAAAGCACUUCAACAGCAAGACGGGGAUGGAGGUGCUGUCUGAGGUGGACGUCAGUCGCGCGCAAGCGACGCAGCGCACAGGGCGUGCGGGGCGUAUGGAAGCUGGCAAGUGCUUUCGCCUCUACACAGCGCAAGCCUUUGAGUCGUUGGCGGAGAACACCGUGCCGGAGAUCCAGCGGAGCUCGCUCAUCAGCGUGGUGCUGCAGAUGAAGAGUCUUCGCAUUGAGCGAAUUAUGGACUUCGAGUUCAUGGACGCACCAAAUCCACGCGGUGUUGCGAAGGCGGAGGAGACGUUGAUGCUCCUCGGCGCGCUGGAUCGUCAGGGCCGAAUCACGCCACUGGGGAUGCGCUUGACGGAUUUCCCCAUUGAUCCGAUGGCUGCGAUGGUGUUGUUAGCAGGGAAGGCGCUUGGUGUGGCGCGUGACGCGGUGGUGGCGAUUGCUAUGACGAGCACAGAGAAUCUGUUCGUCACUUCGCGCGAGAUGAAGGGCGGUGCUGACAGAUGCAAGGCGGCGUUUGCCAAGGCGGCUGGUGACCACGCAACCUUACUAGGCAUCUAUUAUGCCUACAAGCGAUCACCAAAAGAUCAGAGGAAGAUGUGGUGCGAGGCCAACGCCAUCAACCAGCGGCAGGUACUCAAAGCGGAGGAUGUCAUGACGCAGCUCACUGCAAUCCUGAAUGAGCGCAGCGACGAAGAGUUGCUACCGCUGCUGGUGCAGAGGUCGUCCCGUGUGGAACUCGGUGACUGUGCGUUGCACCGAAAGCGUCGACGUGACGACGACGAUGGUGAUGAUGAUGAUGGUGGCGUCGGCGUGGUGCGCCACGAUAAUGAUGCACAUGAGGCACUCAAUGGGCACGGGCAGGGCAAGACAAAGUUGCGCGACUUUGAGUUGCUGCGACGCGCACUGUGUUAUGGGUUUUGUCUCAACGGCGCAUUCUACAACGCCAAGAUCGGAAACUACCAGACCGUGGUGGGACAGCAGGUGGUGCACCUUCACCCCUCAUCUGUGCUGUUCGCCCAACGCAAAAAACCAGCGCUGGUGGUAUUUAACAGCGUGGUACGCACGACGAAACGGUACAUGAAAGACGUCUCGGUGGUGCAGGAGGAGUGGCUCCGCGACGCAGCUUCUUUUCUAACCCCUGUGGAGUGA